UUUGUUGCAUUGCAAGUCGCGGUAUCCAGAAUUCCAAAUUCGCCAUGCUUUCGGGGGCCGCGCAGGCCACCGGCUUGGCGGCGUCGUAGCGCGAGCGGUCGCACGGCCACAUCCGCAUGGCCAGGCCGGCGCUGAAGACGCUCACCACCGGGGCACCGGAAGCCAAGGGUGAGUUCAUCCGUCUCUGCUCAAGCGGCCGCCUCAAGGAUGCCCUCCACCACCCUUUCCGGGACGUCCUCUGGUCGGACCCUAACCUCUUCGCCCACGUCUUCCGAGCCUGCCGCGCCAUCCCGCUCCUCCACCAGCUCCACGCCUUUGCCGCCACCUCUGGCGCCGCCGCCGACCGCUUCACCACCAACAACCUCAUGCUCGCCUACGCGGACCUUGGAGACCUCCCCACUGCGUGCAGGCUGUUCGAGAGAAUUCCCAAGCCGAACGUCAUGUCCUGGAACAUUCUGAUCGGGGGUUACAUCAAGAACGGUGACCUUGGAAGCGCUCGGAAGCUGUUCGACGAAAUGCCCACGAGGAAUGUCGCCACCUGGAAUGCCAUGGUCGCUGGGCUCACCAAUGCAGGGCUUGACGAGGACAGCUUGGGGUUCUUCCUUGCCAUGCGAAGGGAGGGAUUGCAUCCUGAUGAGUUCGGCCUUGGGAGCGUGUUCAGGUGCUGUGCUGGGCUCUCCGAUCUUGUCUCUGGACGCCAGGUCCAUGCAUAUGUCGUCAGGUGUGGAAUGGACAUUGACAUGUGUGUUGGGAACUCCUUGGCUCACAUGUACAUGCGGUGUGGGUGCCUUGCAGAAGGAGAGUCCGUUCUCAAAGCGCUUCCUUCUCUUACAGUUGUGUCAUUCAAUACCACAAUCACUGGUAGGACGCAGCAUGGAGACUCCGAGGGAGCAUUGGAGUAUUUCUCCAUGAUGAGAGGUGUUGGGCUAGCGGCUGAUGUGGUCACAUUUGUUAGUGUUAUUAGCUGUUGCUCAGACUUGGCAGCUCUCGCACAAGGUCAGCAAGUUCAUGCACAGGUUAUCAAGGCUGGAGUUGACAAGGUUAUUCCAGUCAUUACUUGCCUCGUGCAUAUGUACUCUCGAUGCGGUUGCUUAGGUGACUCGGAAAGAGUUUACUCUGGUUAUUGUGGAUUGGAUCUUUUUCUUCUCAGUGCAAUGAUCUCAGCUUGUGGGUUCCAUGGGCAAGGACAUAAAGCAGUUGAGCUGUUUAAACAGAUGAUGGAUGCAGGGGCAAGACCUAAUGAGGUUACUUUCUUGGCCCUGCUAUAUGCGUGCAGCCAUAGUGGUCUGAAAGACGAAGGCUUGGAGUUCUUUGAGCUUAUGACCAAGGCUUAUGGGCUGCAACCAAGUGUGAAACACUACACUUGUAUUGUGGAUCUUCUUGGGCGAUCAGGUUGUCUGAAUGAAGCAGAGGCCCUUAUCUUGUCAAUGCCUGUACGUGCUGACGGGGUCGUAUGGAAGACACUGCUAUCUGCUUGUAAAACCCAGAAGAAUUUUGACAUGGCCGAGCGGAUAGCAGAACGAGUCAUUGAGUUUGACCCUCAAGAUUCUGCGCCUUAUGUUCUGCUAUCAAAUAUUCGAGCUACCAGCAGGAGAUGGGGAGAUGUCAGCGAGGUAAGGAAAAACAUGAGGGAGAAGAACGUGAGAAAGGAACCUGGUGUCAGUUGGGUAGAGCUUAAGGGUCAAGUGCAUCAGUUCUGCACAGGAGAUAAAUCCCAUCCAAGGCAAGGAGAGAUCGAUGAGUACUUGGAAGAAAUGAUGGCCAAAAUCAGGCAAUGUGGCUAUGCACCAGACAUGAGCAUGGUGUUCCAUGAUAUGGAGGAUGAGGAGAAAGAAGUUAGUUUAACUCACCACAGUGAGAAAUUGGCGAUAGCAUUUGCGUUUCUGAGCUUACCUGGAGGAGUUCCUAUCCGAGUAAUGAAGAAUCUACGUGUGUGUGAUGACUGCCAUGUUGCUAUUAAGUUGAUGUCCCAGGUCACUGGUCGAGAGAUUGUGGUCAGAGAUGUAAGCCGCUUUCACCAUUUCAGAGAUGGGAAAUGCUCCUGCCGUGAUUAUUGGUGAUAGGAGCACUUAACUAUGCGUAUCUUUUCCAUUUGCUGUCAGGAACAAGAUCUGUAUACUUGGUUUAUGGAAUUUUUGAAGUCAGCAUGUUUGGGUCUACUCAACCGAGGGACAGGCUAUUGAAUUGACUAUUUGAAUUUCAGCUAGUCUGCGCCAAUUUGACCUGUACUCUGGAAAUCAUUAAUUUUGCCGGGUCCUUGAUUCUCCAGAAUAAACGCAUUCACUAUGAAACUCAAACAAACCAUUGCCUUCUAUAAGUGAUGGACUAGCAUUUUUCGCCCAACUCUUGCUAGGAUUCUGAAGUUUAGGAUAUACAUUCUGAAUGAUAUGAAUAUUAGUGGACAGCGCUGAAAUACAAGAUUUUGUUUCUCUACAACUAAUCCUCUGGUUGUCGAUGUCCGUUCAUCUCUUGCCAAUAUAUACAUGCCCUUAAGGCUUUAAAUAUCUGCUCAGGUUGGUCAUAAAUUUGGAGCAUGUGUUGCUGGAGCCUGGAGGUUCUGAAGGUUCUGAUCCUUUUGAGAGUAUGGCAGUAGAAACGGUGGGUGCACUGAUACAUGGAGCUACAAUGGUGCAACGCUACAAAAUGGAAGGCAAGUCUCUUUUGCUUGUCAUGCAAUAACUCUGAUUGGUAUGUCAAGUGACAUUGUUUUAUUUCUUUUCAAUGGAUGUAUAUUUUGGUCAAUAAGAUUUUUGCGGUUCAAGUCC
Hordeum vulgare subsp. vulgare (domesticated barley) is the source of this 2765-nucleotide messenger RNA. RefSeq names its product pentatricopeptide repeat-containing protein At2g41080. The transcript has a single exon. Lineage: Eukaryota; Viridiplantae; Streptophyta; Magnoliopsida; Poales; Poaceae. Gene Ontology annotation, molecular function: protein binding; RNA binding; zinc ion binding. Gene Ontology annotation, biological process: RNA modification. The record is from RefSeq and is a predicted model, not a curated record. The coding region runs from base 117 to 2060 and encodes 647 amino acids.